UUGUGGUAAAAUAUCCAUACCGUUCACAGACAGGAAUUUCUGUUUUGGUCUCUACUGGGGUCUUCAUCCUACCCUUCCACCCGCUUUCCCCCGCCCCUUCCUCCCUCUCUCCUUUGAACAGGCCCUUCCAGCCAAGGCUCUCACCUCUCCCUCCAUCCCGGGUGCGCUCACUCUCCUUUGGGCUGGAAAUAGACCCUGCGCCCGGAAGCGUUCUUUAUAAUAACAAGGGGCAAAACGAUCUGUUAACAAAUCCAUGCAAUUAUAUUCCCAAUUUAAAUUCCACUGGACUACAGAACAGGAUCUGUUGACUUCCAAGUACAUGUUUGACGCAGACCAAUGAGGUUACAGAGGGUGGGGCCAUGGAUGACCACAUCACCAGACUGGCAAUCCACUCCCAGGAGCCGAAAAUUAUACUACACGGAGGAGAUGAUGUCGGUCCAGCCGGGGAGUCUGACAGCUUCGUUGUGGAGCUCCAAGUCUCCUCCUCCCGUGCUGGCUCUGUCGUUGACGACGGUGAUCUCCAUAACGACAGCGUUGUGGAGGAUGACGACAUUGAUCAGUUGGUGAUCCAAGACUCCGCUGAGGACGUAGUCCAGUAUGAUGAAGAUGCGGAGGAUGACGAGGUUGCCAUGGACACCUGUGUGGUGCAGAUGGGGGAGGACGAGGAGGAUGAAGCGGUCGCUGUGGCGCGGGUCGUCAGGGGCAACGGUGAGGGAGAGAGUGAGGGGAGAGAGAUGGCGGAGGAUGAGGAGGGCUGUGGAGACUACCUGAUGAUCUCACUGGAUGAGGCUGGUAAAAUGGUGUCAGGUGAGGAGGAGGGGUCAGCGGUGGUUGCCGCAGACGACAAGAGUGAUGGACAGGAAGUCAUCAAGGUCUACAUCUUCAAGGCAGAUGACACGGGAGAGGACAUGGGUGACACAGAGGUUGUGGGGGAUGAGGAGCCGUCCUCUGGUGAGAAGAUGGUCUACAUGUCUGUUGGGGACAGCAACCACAGUGACUCCAAGCUCUCAGAGGAAGUAUACAUGGAAGUUGUAGUUGGAGGGGAGGAGGCUAAUGUAACCGCCAAUCAUGGUCGCUGCUAUGACAACACUGCCCUUAGCAAAGAGUUCACGCCGGCGACAUGGGCAUCUGCAUACGACUCCCUAGCAGAGCCCCGUAAUGGUGCUGCCAGCGCCUUCCUGCACAUGGAGGACCCGAUGGGAGGAGCUAAUAAAGGCAGCAGAAGGAGAACAGAGCCAAGACAGGUGCAGACCGCCAUCAUCAUCGGGCCGUACGGUCAGCCCCUGACAGUGUACCCCUGCUUCCUGUGUGGAAAGAAGUUCAAGUCCCGUGGGUUUCUACGGCGACACCAGCGGACGCAACAUCAGGAGCUCCUCACCAAGAGCAGGAAGAAGGUACAGCCCAGCACCCCUCCUGACUCGUCGGCAUUGGCGCCAACGUUCAGCUGUGAGACGUGCGGCCAGAGUUUCGCCCAGCAGCCUGCCCUCUUCACACACCGCUUGCAGCACCACCCGCCCGUGGCCCCGCCCAGUCCACCCGGCCCGCCCGCCGACGCCCCUAAAACGCUGCAGUGCAGGUACUGCGCGUUCCGUGCGUCCGACGCUGGCCUGCUGCAGAGGCACCUGCAGGGAGCGCACAACCGCAGCUUCCCACACACCUGUGCCGAGUGCGGCAAGGGCUUCCGCCACCCGUCCGAGAUGCGCAAGCACGCGCGCACGCACACCGGGGAGCGGCCGUUCCGCUGUUCACAGUGCUCUUACAAGGCCGCCGAUGCCUCCAACCUGAAGACGCACAUGAAGAGCAAACAUGGCAGCCAAGAGCCGCCCUUCAGAUGUGAGCAAUGCAGUCAGACGUUUGCUGAGGAGGACGAGUUGAGUAGCCACGUCUCCCUGUCGCACCCGUCGGCAGAGCCCAGUCGAGGUCCAGUUACCUCAACGCCAGCGGUGACAGUCCCGCAUCAGUGCCCGCACUGUGACCACCGCAGCUCCAACUCCAGUGACCUCAAGCGCCACGUCAUCUCCUGCCACACCAAGGAGUACCCCCAUGUCUGUGAGGCCUGUGGCAAGGGCUUCCACCGGCCCUCGGAGCUCAAGAAGCACGAGGCCACCCAUAAAGCGUCACCCGGGGCGCCGGGAGCGGCCCCCGCAGCCAAGAAGCUCCAUCAGUGCCGCCACUGCAGCUUCAAGAUCGCAGACCCCUUCGUCCUGAGCCGCCACAUCCUCUCGGUCCACACCAAGGAGUCUGCAGGAAGCGGCCAGGGCCUUGCUGUUGAUGUUGACGGGCAGUCGUCUCCCACAUCCAUGGAGCAGCCAUCCCCACCGCUGUUGUCCCCGGCGUCAGAGGCAUCACCGCCCAAAGCGAGCAGCAACAAGAAGUCGCCGUCCUCUGUGAAGAAGUCUGGCAGCGGGAGCAGCGGUGGUGGGGCCAACAAGGCGCGGGUGGUGGUGGCGCAGCCGCCUCGUGAGCGCCGUGUCUACCAGUGCCAGUACUGCGACUACAGCACCGGAGACGCAUCCGGUUUCAAGAGGCACGUCAUCUCCAUCCACACCAAGGACUACCCACACCGCUGUGAGUACUGUUCCAAAGGGUUCCGCAGGCCCUCUGAGAAGAACCAGCACAUUGCCCGCCACCAUAAGGAUGUGAUUCAGCCCAGUAGUUAAGGACCCAGACUCGGAACGCUCCUUUAGAACUCUAGAAUGAUCAGAAGAAAGAGAACGCUCCAGUAGAACUGUAAAAUGGUCUGAAAAGGGAGGGAGGCCUCACAGAACCUGAAGGAACAUUCUGGAAGAUUUCAUGCAGAUGUCCGUUAGCUGCAACUUUUCUAGAUCAUGUACUCUUGUAUCACACGGUCAUGACCCUUUGACAAGGGUUCUGGGCCGAUUUCCUGUCAGGGUAAAAGGAGUUUAAACACCUGUCGAACAAGUGGUGAUGAAAUCUCAGCCAUUGGGCAGAGCAGGAAUGACACUCGCUGUGGCAAGUCAGGGGGUUGCGGUUGGGGUUAAAUUUAAGGGAGAAUAUGUUGUCUAAGUUCUUUAUGUAAAAGUUUAUUUAGCUUGAAUUUAGAAAUGUCAACAUCAACUAGGGCUGGGUAUUGGUCUAUUUUUCUAUACCAGCGCUGAUGAGGUACCUGACAUAUAGCUGGUUAUGAUGAGCUAUGAAACAAACAAAAAAAUCUGCACAAAAAGCUUUAAGUCCUCAGAGAUUUUUUGGUUUUAUUUUAUUUUAUCUGCCAUCGCUAAAAAGUACUAAUGAGACGAAAGCUCUUUGUGUGGAUUUUUUUCAGUAGUUUUUGGACUACUGAACCCUGCACCCAGUACAUUGACUCCUCCCCUAACGUCCAUUUGGGGACACAGCAGCCCUCAGUUCCACCUUUCCUCGCAUGUGUGCCACACCCAGACGAACACCUAGACUGGGUGGCAGAGUUACAGGAAAGCUACAGCAGGCGCGUAACUGAAGCAUUCCGUUAGCGUUGCGUCUGCUGCAACAAUUAGCUUCCACUAUAAUUAAUGGACGUAGCUACACCAGACGUGAUGGCGGCAUGUACGUAAAAAAAAUAAAAAAAAUUGCUUUUACAUGUCGCAAAUGGAGCGCUUCAGUUACGCAUCCGGUUUAGCUUACCUGUUAGAUCUCUGACCAAACGCCUGCUGAGGGCCUGUCCGCUACAGCUGUGCAGUCAGACAGAGAAGCUUUCAGCUCUCAAGCCUACAGAGCCCGAUUCCGUCAGUCACAGUCAGUGGACAAGGAAGGUCAAGACUCUCUGACCGCCAUAGCCUACUCUAUAUCUAGACCGUUAUAGUGUAACGGAUGCCAGCUAGCAUAACCUCAAUCCCCGAUGCCUCAAGAGCAGUGCUGGCAUGAAAGCUUAUAGCCUGGGCUUUUAGCUCAAUUGUCAGCACGCUCGACUCCCGAUCCGAGAUGCUGCUGUUUUGCAGGUUCGAGUCCAGGCGUGUGCAGGGCUGAAUCGCGAGGCUACUCUAUAAUCUGUAAAGCUAAUUUCAGCCUAGAAGUCAAAGCCGUUCUCCACCAACUUCCAUUUAGCUGUCACACCAGUUCUAGAUCAAAUUCAGUUUAGAUGUCAGAGCCGUUCUAGACCUUCUCCAGUUUAGCUGUCAGGGCCAUUCUAGACUUCAGUUUAGCAGUCUUAGGAGUGUGCUCGGCUUGGAUGGUGGUGAGCUGAAAGGAAGUAUCUGUUGGAUUCUGUGGGAUUCGAGUUGUGUUGAACGCACAUUUGCAAUGGCACUCUUCCGUUGUCUUGCAUUGUAUUUGAUAAAUCGCCACUUGAGGUGCAAUAUCAUAAGAGAGGUCAGACCUGGCUGGUUAGCAUGCUAACUUUAGGGCAAUUCCAUGGAAAAUUAUGUUUUUUGUAACAUCCAUAACGCCAAUAAAAUGUGAUUGCAUGGUAUGAUGUGAAUGAUUACAUAAAAUUUGAGCAUUUGCUAUUU
This is a messenger RNA of Alosa sapidissima (American shad), 4442 nucleotides long. Its product is annotated as zinc finger X-chromosomal protein-like. Lineage: Eukaryota; Metazoa; Chordata; Actinopteri; Clupeiformes; Clupeidae. The record is from RefSeq and is a predicted model, not a curated record. Gene Ontology annotation, cellular component: nucleus. Gene Ontology annotation, molecular function: RNA polymerase II cis-regulatory region sequence-specific DNA binding; metal ion binding; DNA-binding transcription factor activity, RNA polymerase II-specific. Bases 360 to 2660 code for a protein of 766 amino acids. The transcript is spliced from 10 exons. Gene Ontology annotation, biological process: regulation of DNA-templated transcription.